Molecule: messenger RNA, 1724 nt
Organism: Leptinotarsa decemlineata (Colorado potato beetle)
Lineage: Eukaryota; Metazoa; Arthropoda; Insecta; Coleoptera; Chrysomelidae
Gene: ewg
Product: DNA-binding protein Ewg
Source: RefSeq, a predicted model, not a curated record
UCAGGCAUUACAAAUGGUGACUGCUUCGAUCGAUAUCAGCAAACGUGACGUAAAUGUAUCUGUCAGGGUGGAUACCAAAUAUUUACCCAUGUAAAAAUGUCCGGUAAAGUGUUAUGAACUCAAAAAAAACUAUCGAAAAUAUCAAAUUCGUGAAACUGUGAUUACAGACAUGUUUUUGUGUUAAAUGUGCAAGAUUCACGCAGGGGGGCUGUCUUUCAUGGUACGGCUGAAUGGUCUUGAUAAUGAAUAAUUCAAACGGGAAUCAAAACUCUGAUCAGAUUGCCAUGGUCGUUGGUUCACCAAGCGGAAUGUCGGUGGCUUCCGACGAUGACGACAACUGUCCGUCAUCUCCAGGCUCUGGUUAUGAAGACGGAGGGGACCUCAUGACGGCUGCCAUGGGUGAUGAAGUCACCGCACAACUGGCUGCCGCCGGUCCUGUGGGUGUGGCAGCAGCAGCUGCUAUAGUAUCUUCAAAGAAAAGAAAACGACCUCACUCAUUCGAAACAAAUCCUUCAAUACGUAAGAGGCAACAAAAUAGGUUAUUGCGAAAACUUAGGCAAACAAUUGACGAGUUUGCGACGAGAGUAGGUCAACAAGCGAUAGUAUUAGUAGCUACCCCAGGAAAACCAAACACUAGUUAUAAAGUAUUUGGCGCCAAACCCCUCGAAGACGUCAUCAAAAACCUUAAAGGUAUGAUUAUGGAGGAAUUGGAAAAUGCUCUCGCUCACCAGGCACCGCCACCCAUACAGGAGGACCCGACGCUGUUUGAACUACCCCCGUUAAUCAUCGACGGCAUUCCGACGCCGGUUGAAAAAAUGACGCAGGCACAAUUGAGAGCGUUCAUACCGCUGAUGCUGAAGUAUUCGACAGGCAGAGGCAAGCCUGGAUGGGGCAGGGAGUCUACAAGGCCUCCUUGGUGGCCAAAGGAGCUACCAUGGGCCAAUGUGAGGAUGGAUGCAAGAAGCGAAGAUGAGAAACAGAAGAUCUCCUGGACCCACGCUCUGAGGCAAAUUGUCAUAAACUGUUACAAAUUCCAUGGAAGGGAAGAUCUAUUGCCUGCUUUCACGGAAGAAGACGAAAAAGCGAACGCAGCUGCAACUGCAAACGCAAAUGUCAGUACAGCAGUAGGAGUAUUAAAAAUGCAUUCCUCGGGCAUGGUGCCCACACAUAAAAUUCAGAUCCAAGCUAAUGGGUCCCCCCAAAUAAUAUCCACAUCUCCUGAUGGCCUCUCUGGGUCGUCAACGCAGUUACAGUCUACACAGGGAGACGGUAGUCAAGUUCACGCAAUUCAAACGAUAACAGAAGGAGGACAGCCUGGUGAGGUUGUGGACCUGAAUUCUGUUACAGAAGCAACUUUGAAUUCAGAGGGACAGAUCAUAUUGACUGCUGAGGAUGGACACGUGAGCGGUGUCAUCACUGUACCAGUCACGGCAUCAAUGUACCAAACUAUGGUGGCGAAUAUCCAGCACCUACACACAAACAGCGAUGGGACCGUUUGUGUCACACCUGUUGUCCAAGUUCCAAAGGUUGAACCCAACUCAGGAGAUAGCAUGGACACGCUGACUGUUACUCCUAGCGGCCUGACGACUCAUUCGAUGAUGAUCCAAAGUUCAGGGGGUGAUGCCCCACAAGUCUUACAGGUCCUGUCUUUGAAAGACGCUACGGUUCUGACAAAAGCGAUGCAAGGAAUCACUGAAGUCAAAGCAGAAGAUAAAAAACAUAGA